CAGGACACCUCUGUAUGUGUGCGGGGCUACGUUCGCUUUUGAUGAAAAUAAAUGAAAACCACCAACUGAGCGCCCCGUGCACUCGGUAACGUGGGUCCGGAUCGAAGCGCAGCGAAAUUUGCACAGUCGAAAGCACAGGGCGCACCAGAGGUUCGGUAGGUCCAGUGUGUGUGUCUACAGCCCGGUGGUUGCCAGCGCAGCAAAGGGUGCAGUGUGUGUGCGUGCGUGCGUGCAAGCGUGGGUGUUUUUUUGUGUUAGCUUUGUCCAUCUAAUCAAUUGCCGAGCCUGCAAAAGCGGGCAGACGCGCAAGAACGUGCAAACCUCUCGGGGCUGGCCAGGGCAGAGAGCCAGCAAAUACCAUUAAAAACGAAGAAUAAAAUUGGUAGAGUGAAGCGGCGCACCCGGUAACUGCAGGUGUGCCUCCGCCCAAAAUCCCGGCCGUACCCACAAUACCCGUUCGUUCCAUUCGCUCAGACGGGAUGGGCAGGCUCUAGCUGUAAAAAAAAACUGCUCGUGAUCCCGGUCAUCCACUAGUGCAUGUCCCCCCGGACUCCUGAAUGUUUGCUGUUAUGUUUUGUACCGUUGUACGCCGCCUCACUCGUUCCGUUGUUGCGUCUGCACCUGGACAAUUCAAGCAAACUCAACCACCUCUAUCUAUCAACGCAAAAACGCAUCUCAAACGGGCACGGCGUGGCAGCAACUCCUAAACGAGUAACCCGGGCGCGAGUGAAUCCAACCAAUGUGUGUUAAGCAGUCAGAUAAGGAGACACCGGUUACACCCUCGCCAAAUGCGUACACCGUCAUUCGAUUGCAAAUGAAGACAAAUGGAAAAUAGAAUCAAACUAACAAAAAGCAACAAACCUGCAAAAACCAACAAGCAUAACCGAAAAACACCAUUAUAAAACAUUAAACCGUAACGUUUCAAUUUGAUGAGCAUUAUUAAUAUCUACAGAGUCGUGUGACAGGCCCCGGCAGCAACAAACUGACAAAAAUGAUAACGGAAAAGCAAAUAAAAUUUACUAGAAAAUAAACGACAUGCAAAUAAUCGUAUACACCUAAUAUAACAAAUCAAACAGAUAAAUGGCAUGAAGAGCUAAAGUAAUUUAGCGAACCAAAAGCAAACAAAAACAAAAAAAACCAACAAACAAAAGCAAAAUCUUAAUUACACAAGGGAAAAUAAAGCAAAUAAGAAGACACUCGUAAAGCAAAUAAUUAUUUCAGGAAAACAGGUACUAGCGCAACACAGUGGCUAAAACAUGGGCGCUUAAAUACAAACAUACCUAGACAUAUAUUUCGUGAAAAUAUUGGAGGCAGGGUGUUACACCAAGGCCAAGAGUAGCAUCGCGGAAGGAGGAGAAGCGCCUCAAAUCGUAUCGCAACAAAACUACAAGCAGAAAAGCAAUAAUCCUAACAAAUAGCAACCAGUACAGGUUUAUCAAAUGACUCACCUAUUUUCGUGUCGCAAAAACCUUUAAAGUAAACGUAUACUCCUGCCACCACUCCCUCUUGUAAUACCAUUCCUCAUCGUGGUGACGGUGAGCAUUUUUCACAUUGGAUCGUGUUUGCAAACAGCCCAGUUCAAAUAUAUUAUCACGACGAUACUAAGAAGAGUGAGAGACUCUGAGUGUGUGUAAAAGAGAAAGAGAGACAGUGAGUGAGAGAAAGAGAGAGAGAGAGAUAGAGAGAGAGAGAGAGAGAGUGAAAGAGAAAAAAAAGUGACAGUUGAUUUAUCGACUACCUGUCAAUCCGGUACCGAGUAGUGCGAGAUUCAGUAGUGUUGCUGUUUAGUGUACCGUCUACCUACUAAGGCUCUUAAUGUGCCGUACGUUUGGGUUUGUGUGUUUAUAAAGUGCCAUCGGUAGCUGCUUUGGAACAAUGAGCGGUGAGCAAGUGUGACGCUUGCAAUGCAAUAAUCGCAACCCGAACUAACCUCAUCAAACGGUUGUAAAACCGAUGGCUACCGCUUCCAAAGCAUAUAUUGCUUCGUGCCAAUGCGUAGGAGCUGUUGGUCCAUGUGCGCGUUCAAGCGAUCGCAGUUAGUGUCUAUGCGGUGCGCGGGUUCGUGUAUUCGAUCGCGUCCGGUGUCGUGUGCGCGAUGAGGAUUGCAGCAGCCGGACAAGCGGCUAGCAAGUGUGCGCAGUGCGGUGGCAGGUAGUGCCUAGUACGAUCGAUCGCAUUGCCGAUCGAUACUAGCACACGCGACGCACACAAAAUACGAUCAAGGAAUGACGCGAAGUUCGGUGGUUUGUGCGUGAGUGAGUGUGUGUGUCUAUGUAUGUUCAAGAUAGUCACUCUUUCACACUAGGUCGCAAUCAAAACUCCACUCAUUCAGCUCACUAUUCGACUGCGCGAUAGACAACCACGAGAGGGCGACAGAGCCCAAAUAUAUACACCAAGCAAACAUUCUCAGCAACCAACCAGUACCUAGACAUAUAGAAAGAGACAGAGUGCGAGAGAGAGAGUGAAAAAGGGAACAUAAAACAAACAGUUAAUAUCCACACUUGAGUGAAAGCCUUUCUGACGUAUAUGUACGUGUAUAAGUACGUGUGAAUAUAUGUACAGUUUCGUUUGCAUUCAAAAGUGUCGUGGUAAAUUGCACUUCGGAUCCUAACCCCCGCAAACAUCCGUUGAGUCUAGUGUGCGCAUACACACCUGUAAACAGUGAAAGUUUUCCGAGCCCAACGGGGUGCUGUGUUUCAACGUGCGAACUAUACGUGCUGUAGGGCGUGAGUAGAAGUGUGGGGUUCGGUGAUCGUUCCAUCGUCUGACACGGGAAGCAACACACCCAGAGAGUGUCGCGGAAAAAUGUCGCUUGAAGAUUUGUGGUUUCACCGGUACCUGCCGCUUAGUCGGUGCGCGUCAACAACCGGACUGAGGAACAUUUCCCGGCGGCCGUCGUCAACGUCGUGGUUACUGCUGAUCACACUAAUUCUGAUCAGCGCCCCUGGAAGACUACAGUCAUCAGCAGCAGACGAUCGGGGACUUCACAAACGAGAAGCUGACUACACUCUGGAUGAUUCAUUCUGGAAUGAGGAAAGCCCAGUAGGUGAAGUCGAGCGUUUACUGAAGGAGCACCAACAAAACCAGGAGCUAGUGGAUAAGAUCGGUAGCAGCUACUACCAGAUUAUCUAUCCCGUACAGCUGCGCCAUCAUGAGAAGAUGGGCAUCUCGACGCGAGAAGUUAACCAGCCAAAGGUACGCUAUCGCUUCCGCGAACCGGCGGAUACGAACCGGACACGUACACGUAAAUCUUAUUAUUAUGAAGCUAAUUAUGCUGUGUAUGGUGGUGAUGAGACGGGUGGAACGUUUCCACAGCGUGGCUAUGACGGUAGCUACUCCGGCAGUGGAGGUGGCCGUGGUCGAUCGAGGACUGGGAAGCAUUUUCAUCGAACAUCACUUUUGAUAAAAGCUUUUAACCAUAAAUUUCGAUUAGAUUUGGAAUUAAAUACACAAUUACUAGCUCCCAACAUUGUACAGAAGCACUAUCUACCUAGCGGGUUCGCUCAGGAUUCACAUCGAGAAAUUGAACACUGCUACUACCACGGUACGGUUAAAGACUAUCCGGGAGCUAGUGCAGCCUUCCACACCUGCAACGGUGUCAGCGGUGUGAUACACGUCGGUAAUGAAACGUUUGUUAUUCAUCCAUUUUACGGAGGUGAUUUAUCGCAGAAACAUCCACAUGUUAUAUUUGAAGCACGUACAAAAUCAAAUAAAGGCUGUGCGAAUUCUGGCAACCUCGAGUGGAGGACGCGAUCGAUACGCCGCGGCAGCAGCCACCAUGCCGGGUUAGUGGAGCUGAUCGAUCGCAACGGUGCUGGCCGGUACAGGCGGGAUGUGCGCGAAACCACCAAGUACAUCGAAACGGCCCUCAUUAUCGACAAGGCGAUGUUCCAGAAGCGCAACGGCAGCACCCGGACAGAGGUGGUCCACGAUGCCAUACAGGUGGCGAACAUUGCUGAUCUGUACUUCCGUACUCUGAACACACGCGUGUCCGUUGUAUAUAUCGAAACAUGGCAGGGCCAAAACCAGGCCCAAAUCGACGGAGGCAAAGAUAUUAGCAAAGCAAUAUCCAAUUUUAACGAUUAUACAUCUAGGAAUUUGUAUAAAAUAGAUAAAGAUACGACCCAGCUGCUGACUGGCGAGACAUUUGCAGGCGGUGAAGUUGGCAUGUCCGUUCCGGAAACCGUGUGCACACCGAAGGCUGUUGGCAUAAGCGUAGACAUGAAUCCUUAUGAGCCGCAUCUGCUCGCCGGAACGAUGGCGCACAUGAUAGGACACAACAUUGGCAUGGGUCACGACGAUAAUCGUGACGAAUGCAUCUGUCGCGACUGGCACGGUUGCAUUAUGUCGCAAUCGAUUGUCGGUCUGGAGAACGUACAGCCGUACAAGUUUUCCGAAUGCAGUCGACUGGAUUACAUCGAUGCGUUGCGCAUCGGACACGGUCUCUGUUUGUUGAACAAACCGAAUGAGGUGGAGCUUCGUAAGAACUGCGGCAACGGGAUCGUGGAGGAUGACGAGGAGUGCGACUGUGGCAGUGCACUCGAUUGCGACAAGACGGAUCCGUGUUGUGACGGCAUCACCUGCAAGCUAAAAAAGGAGUCCCAGUGCGCGACUGGGCCCUGCUGUGAUAAAUGUAUUCUAAAGCCUCCGGGCGUCAUAUGCCGCGAUGCGCACAACGAGUGCGACCUACCCGAGUACUGCAAUGGCGAGUCUGGCCAGUGCCCGCCCGAUGUACAUAAGAAGAAUGGCAACCCGUGCGGUAUGAACUCUACCGGCUUCUCUACAGGUUACUGCUUCAACGGUGUUUGCCCUACGCAGGCCGCCCAGUGCGAGCGAAUCUGGGGUUACAGCGGUACUGGUGCCGAUCGAGUGUGCUACGAACAGUUCAACUCGAAGGGCUCCAUUAACGGCCAUUGCGGCAAGGACGCCAAUGGCAACUACAUCAAAUGCGAGCCAGAGAAUAUUCAGUGUGGUUCACUUCAGUGCAAGGAUGGCGACCGUACGCCAGUGGAGGACUGCUGCGAACAUUUGUACUCGCGGGCAAUCAUCUCCAUACGCGGCACGGAGUACGAAUGCAAGUCAAUCACUGGGGCGUCCACUAACUCCAACACGCCACCGUACGGACUGGUACGCGACGGUACACCGUGCGGUGAUAAUCUGAUCUGCGUCAAUCAGACUUGCGUCAGUAUCUUUCCAUACAUCGAUCAAACAAAGUGUCCGACGAACCAUAACAAUCUCGAAUGCUCCGGCAAUGGGGACUGUACCAACAACAAUAAGUGCUUCUGCAAGUUUGGCUGGACUGGCCCGGAUUGCUCAAUUCAGGCGCAUAUCACUACCACGUACCCGUCGCUGAUCACGUCCACCACGUCGGAAAGCACUAUCAUCAUGGAGAAGAAAACGACUCGCUACGCCAACUACCACGGCUCAAACACAGUGUUUCUAGUCGGUGUUUUAAUGUCGGUUGUUGGGGGUGUUUUUAUAACGUUUGCUCUGAUGGCUUUGUGCUACAGGUCAGUUGUAGUACAUAAUAACUUCUCCUUGUGCCUAAGAAAGAAAACGACGCGCCUUAAGUAUGACCCACCGUACGUGAAGAAACCGAUGGCGAAGUACGUUGGGGGCGCCACGGCGGCAAACCAUCACUCGCAGGACGACGUUUCACUGGAGGGCUCGAACAAGAUGAUGUUCGGCAAUCAAACAACCCAGUUCAGAGACCACAAAGCCAUCCGCCGAAUGACCGGAUCAGUCAGCGAGGACGACCCGACCCAUUCCGGCGAGGAGGAGACGGUAUCGUUCAUCGAUCUGCCACCGAACAGUCUGCUGAACAAGCAGAUGCCGGAGAAGGGUAUCCUGAAGAAGCACGGUCUCGGACUGGUGCUGGGCGACGGGACCAAAGACAAGUGGCACGCGGCGAACGAUGACGCGCAGUCCGAUAAUCUCGAAUUGAUUGCUCAGCAAGAAUCCACUAUUCCUUCAUCAGGUGGCCAGGUGGUCGUCGGAGGCGGCGGCGGCGUGGGCGUCGGCGGUGGCGUGGGCGGCGGUGUCGGUGGUUUGGGCGGACCAGGCGUCAUCGGGGGCGUCCUCGGCGGCGGUGUUGGCGGCGGUGGGGGCAUCAUUGGCAGCGGGGGUCUCGGGCCGGGCGUUGGUGGCGUGCUCGGCACCGUCUCAGACGUGGAACGGACGAUGAAGAGCCUGAACGGCUACCACGAGGACAUCCUCGAGGCGCUCCGUUCGGCCGCGCAGGCCCAGCGGAGCAGCGCGAACACUCCAUCCGGUAGCAUCAGCGAGGAGCUGCUGCGGAAAACGCUGGCCGAGUGCGUAACCGGGUCGCAGAUCAGUGCCGCCAGCGUCCAUCCGCAGGAUCGCGAGUACAAGCGGAGCGUCAGCUCGCGCACCGGCAGCCGGGAGAACGUGUGCGAACCGCAGCCGCACGUAUUGAGCGACGCCGGCCAGACGGCAACGCUGCUCCAUCAUCACCGCCAGCAGCAGCAGCAGCAGCAACAGCAGCAGCAGCAUCAGGUCCAGCAGGGUCUGCUGGGGGACGAGGACGAUACGCCCUCUGUUGGGCCGCUGCGCAUCCGCAACCUGGAGGACUUGAUCCGCCAACUGGAGCACCAUUCGUCGCGGCACAUGAGCCCGAGCGGCUCGGAAGAUAUACGCAUGUCUGAGACUGAGGCCGACCGGCACUAUAGGGUAGAUAGUUCAGCCGCCUGUAGCGAAUCAUCCCAUGGCUCGAAUCAACAACUAGCUCAGGUACAAAAAACCGCCACUAUACUGCCACCGUACAGCAGCCGCUGCCGGCCCCCACGCUCCGACGACGAGGGCCGCUUCUCGUAUGGAGGCGCCGGUGGCCCCGGUGGCGGUGGUGGCGGUGGCGUCAUGGUCGGUGCAGGCGGAGGCAGCGGCACCGUUUCCGGGACAGGGCGCUACCGGCAUCCGGCCAGCAUACGGCACCAGGGCCACCAGUCCCAUUCGCCUCACUCGCCUCACUCGUUUGCCCACCAUACGCACCACGGGCACGCGCAUGGGCACUCCUCCCAUGCCGGCCAUUCGUCGCACCAUUCGUCCCACACACACCUGCACCAGGAUGAGGAGGGCAUCUACGAGAGUGCCGACCCGGUGCAUCCGCACGCACACCCGCACGAACGAUCCGGACUCGACCAGCGCGACACCAACGAUAGCGAAAGUACCUGAGCGGAACCGGCGUUAUUCGGCAUGCGACAACCUUGGCUAUAGUUACCAUCGGUCCCAUACUUAUGGCUCCGUUUAUGGUAACCGACCGGUCACAAAAAAUGGAGACAGGCGGAGAGUGAGAGAAAGACACAGUAAACAUCUACACAGGUGAUAGUAAGCGACAAGAAAAAUGCCAAGAAGAUAAAUCCUUAUCAAACCUAGAGCAGUGAAAUCGAGUUUCUUCAACGUGAACAUAAAAGGGAAAAUAAUAUGAAUGAGACAUGAAAGGAUAAACUAAAAUGGUACAGAUACCUAAAAAAACAAACGAGGAAGAAACGUAUUAAAUUUGAUGAGAACUAUGGUAGAUAAUGUGCAUUUCAGAGACAAAAAUCAUCACAGCACCGUUACUGUUUUAUCAUACUUUCUUCGCAUGGUUUUUAUAAAGCCGUGUUCACACAGCCCAUAUCCUACAAGAAAAUAUCUGCUAAACACACUUUUUGUCUACAAAACCGGGAAAAUCGUGUAGCCUUCGAAAGCCGAGCAAUCCAAGCUAUCCAUCGCUGGAUGGACAACAAGAAUCUAUUGCUGCAAUCUUUUGCAAGACCGAAAGCAUGUUCGCGUUUCAACAUAUUUUUUUCGAAUGCUCCCUAUGCCAAAGUCUUCUAACUGUGGUAUAGUAUAGUUUAUGUAUAUAACAUAUAAGAAUUAUAUAACAAGAACCCGCGUUUUUACGAUUUUUUGUAUCCGUCCUCCAUUUUCUGACGAAUCCUUUUCUGGCACUUGUUUCUGGCAAAAGGGGAAAGAUUUGCAAACAAAGAUAUGACUUGUGUGAGCGUACCUAAUGUUUGUCUUUCAUUUGAUAUGUUUCUUCAAUACUGUUCGGAAUGCUUUUUAUUGUAUCGUAUAUUGUCUUCUCAUCGUAUAGUCAUACUUAUUUUACAGGAUGUUUCGAGUCAAUAACGAAUGUAAAUAGCAUUAUUAAUCGAUUGCGCGAUGUUUUUCAACGACUGUCGAAAAUUUAACAUUUAACAGGUGAAGAACCCCGUUUUUGACCGACAAAUAAUGCAGUUAAUAUUCGAAACUGACUCGGAGAACCCUUUAUUUACAUACAUAUAUUUACCAUUACAACCAUGUAUGGCUCAUAUUUGAUCUAACAUGCUCAUUUCACCAUACUAUGUUGAGUCGUAGUAAGAGAACACUUUAGUAAAGAAAAAUGAAAAACAAAUAGAAAUCUAAAUGCUCAUCUUAGCCGGAGUAGAACAAUAGUGAAAACACCUCAAAACAGCCCAUUUCAUGCAAACGUCAAUUUGGUUUGAAAAUAUCGAAACGCUCAUUUGCACUAAGCACAAUUAGCCUUGCUAAAAAAAAGCGUCGCAACCGUGCACAAACAUACGCACACACAAAUAUGCACCAGGCACUCAAGGGACUCUUCCGUGCGGUAAAGGUUAGGGUUACCCAUAUACUUUUCGUACCAAAGUUUGGUAGUUACUACUCUAUUCAGAGCAAUUGGUUGUAUGCCAGCGUGUCAAAAAUAUUCGCGUAUUUUUGCAUAGCCGUUACAGUAAAUCUCGACGAUUAUGCAUUCUUCUUCAAGUGAAGUAUGGGAUUGUGACACUGUACAUUUGACAUAUGUGUUUACGCAACAUUUAACAAAACACGGUGUACUGUAAUCUCUUGUCGCGUGUGCAAUGGCUUUAUAAAAAAUAUGUCAAAUGUUAAAGUGCCAGCCAGUCUUGUACACCGCCCAUGUAGACUGGGUGCUGUCUCAAACUGAAUGCGACCACUUUGUUGUCGAGCGCAAACCAACACAGCAUAACGAGAUGUGAAUGACGAAAAUAAGUGAACAAAAAAGGCAAACAACUGUCGUUCUGAAGCACCAACAACAACAAAAUGAAGCAUGUCAAGCAAACACACACAGACAAAGGGAUAAUUUAAUAACGUAUAAAAUUUAAUUAAAACAAACAACAGAAACGCUUCAGUAGAGAAUAAAAGACAGUUUGAUCGAUCAUGAAAACAGAAGGAAAACAAGAAGGAGAGCUAUGAAUAUAGAAAGACAGAGAGAACGAAGGAUAAACAAUAAACUUAAACACAAUACUACAGUAAUUGAAGAUAUCAGUUGAUACAAGUAACUUCCCUCAUCCCUCGCUGUAUCAACCCAAUCAACAUCUCCUUCUUUAAACAGAUAAACAUGAGCCGGAUGCUGCGGAACGUAAUGAAUUGAAGGCAACAACCAAAAACAGGAGUCCACAAGACGACCCUAAAGAAAGUGUUAGUUGAUAGCAGUACAACUAACGUACACGACCAUGCAUACAGGAGAUAGAGGAAGGAAACGAAGAAAACACAUAGCCCUGAUAAUGAACUCUUAUAUAAUAAAUCAAAAUAGAAUAAUUCAUCCAGUCAUUAUAUAGAAUGCGUAAAUGUAGCACAUGUGAGCGAAAAUGAAUUAAGAAGAAAAAACAGUUGAAGACGAAAAGAGAAAACGGUCACAUUUAUGGUAUGAACGUGGAAUGAAAAAUUGUCGUAAACGUUAUUCUAAAUUAAUUGUACAUAUUUGUCACUAGCGUCACUAGUUAACUAGAAGUUAAGAAAUAUAGAGCUGAAAUGAAACAUCCUGUGUACUGCUGAGGGUAAAGAAUAUAGCGAGAGAAAACUAAUGCAGAGGAAAUCAAAUUCCCAACAACAACAAAAAUAACGAUGAGAACACCGAAAUAGUCGUUUGGUAGUGACGACGCGUUCGACGUAUAGUAUAAUACAUGAGAGUAACACAUAAAACACACACACUCACAGGCGCACGCGCACACACACACAUACACACACACACAUACACUGAUACAAUCAAGCAAACGUACAUCUCAAUUAUGACCGUAAUAUUACUAUCCUCUUUUACUGGCAGACCAAUAAACACUAACACACACAAACAUAUAAACAGGACAACAGAACUAAUAAACUGAGCAACAAUACAGGGUUUUCCAAGUUACUUUCGAAUAUUAACAUUAUUUUCUUUCGCGAACAAGAAGUUUUUCCACAUCACUCUGUUAUUUCAUUUCCUUCACGAUAAUUUUUAAUUUCCUCAUAAUGAUUUUUAACACUUCAAUGUUUUCAACCCCCGGUGAAAAAAAAACAAUUGCAACAGAUCGUUGAAGUGUUGAAAACCAUACUGAAGAAAUUAAAAAUUAUUGUGAUGGAAAUGAAAUAUCAGAGUGCUGUAGAAUAACAUUUUGCACACGGUGAAAAACAAUGUGUACAUUCGAAAGUGUCUUGGAAACCCCUGUAAAACGCCAUAGUUUAAAUUGUAGCUAAUUCAUUCGAUGGCAGAUCAAGACCACCAGGCUACAACUCUUAUACAUGUUAAAAAUACUUUGUUUGUAGUAAAUAGUGGUUCAGUAUAUGUGUUUGCUAUGUUUAUAAAUAGUUUUACAAAGAAAUGUUGGCGUUUUUUUUUAUUAUUCGGGCAGCUUUAAUGUUGUUUAAAAAAAUAAAAUAUUUACAUGCAUAUGUUUACAGAUGCUAGAACCUGAGAUUUAUUUUACUGCCUAAUUAUCAUAGAAAUCACAUACAAAUUACCUUUUGUUCUAACAGUUUUAAAAGUAUAAUGAUAAUACUAAACUUUUUAGAACCAAUAUACUCCAACACACAUGUGUUAAUAAUAUAACAAACACGUAUACAUCCCGAAUCAUAGAUCUACCACUGUCUAGCAUAUGUCAUGCUGACAACAAAGGGAAUGAACAUUAGGAAACAGGAGACACACUCCAAAAUGACAAAGGCAAACCAUAAAAUCAUUGUGCACACAUGAAAUACACCGCUCCACACUCUCGUUGCAGGUUUUUCAAAUCAUUUCCGCUGUCUUCUCGGAACAGAUGAUUGUCAUUUAAAAAGAGACUGUUAGCACACCCAGGUGUAGACACAAAACACUUUCCAUGUACUUUAAUACGUGGCUGUAAUAGUUUGAUGUAGUGAAAUACCAUACCGUUUUCGAGGCAGAGUACUGGUGGAACAGGAGCAUCUUUCUUUCUUCUUUUGUGAGAAAAGCGCAGAGGAAAACAUGUUCAUGACGCGUGAUGAAUAGUUAAUGAGUGGUUGUUGUUGUUAAACUAGAAAACAGUGCAAGAAAUAAUAAGGAAGUUACACAAAACAGGAAGAAAACCCAAGCGAAACUAACUAAAUAAAAUCAAAAGCAAAGAAAGGAAAAAUAAGAAGAAGAAGAAGAAGAAGAAGAAGAAGAAGAAGAAGAAGAAGAAGAAGAAGAAGAAGAAGAAGAAUAAGAAGAAGAAGAGGAAGAAAUAACAAACAACAUAGCAAGAAAAUACUACUAGGGAAUAAAACGAAAUGACGUCGGUUGUAGGUUACGGCGCGAAAAAGGUAAGCGAUGAAAUGCACAUUUCAAACAUGUCUGGUUAACAUUUCGUUUUCUUUUUUUUCUGAACCUGUUCCAAAUUUUAUCACGGAAUUCAUAACGCAGCGCAAAAAUUGAUAACAUAUGAUAAAGUUGUAAGAAAAAGAAAAAAAUGCAAGAAGAAAAAACAAAUCUCCCAAACUAAACAUUCAACAGGAAACUGUCAAUGAACAGAUACAGGAAUAACAAAACACAUUCUAACGCAUUAGCAAAUCACAUUAGAGGUGCACCAAAUAGGGGUUUGGGAAAGACAUGCUCACACUAUGGACAUUGCGUUAAGUAAAAAAAAGCUAGACGAACUAACAUCGAAUAAACAAUCUAUCACAAUCACACGCAUACCACACACAUAGGCACAGCAUAUACAACAUUUAAAAACCAGUGUGCUAACGUGUUUUUUAAUGCAUCGUCUCAAAGAAAAUAACAACAACAGCCACAACAACGGUCAUGUAAAUAGUGCAUAGGAGCAGAUACUUGAAAGAAAAACACAAAAGAGAAACAAUAAACUAGCACAAAAACAACGGUAAGGAGCUAACUGCCUGUGCUCGAAGCGUUAGAGAAACUGAACUUAUAUAGGUUUUCUAUCAUUUCAACGUUACAUACUUGCACGAAACAUAAGCAUAAAACUCUAUAGUUAUUUUAUACAUUUUAUAAGCUAAACUUACUUUGGUACCAACCAAGUGCACUAAAUUGCAAAUCGGAAAAUAUACUAGAUACAUCAGGAAAACGUGAAAGCUGCUCAAACGUUUGAGUAGUACACACGGUAAAACCGUAGCUCUAAGUCCCACAACCAGAAUGAGACGAAAUUUCAAAUGAAAUAAACCCCAAUUGACUUAUGUACAGGCGAACGUUAUUGAAAAGUAGUUUAAAAAAAGAGCAGGAGAUUGAAAAAAAAAUUACAGAAAACAAGCAUUCUUACUCGACUGACUCAAAAGGAAAUGAAAUACCGAAACUACCGCUAGACAUACCAUAUACAACCACACCCCGAAACACACAAUCACGUAUCAUGCACAUUUGUAAAACUAAAAUGUCAAACAGGAAACCGAACAGACAAAACGCAUUUUAUGUUUAUCAUAUCAUAAUGGGAAAGGAAAUAGACUAACAUGGAAAAAAAAUCAACUGUUCAUUCAAACUCCUCACAACCCUUUUCCGACAAAGAUCGUAACGUCUGAGCAGCAGAAGGCAAUAAGAGGAACAAAACAAAAACAAGCAACCCCACGACGUUCGUUCAUACCAAGCUAAUGCAUGAAAAAACAUGGAAAACUAUAAAGCAGGCAAAGAAGAAAAUUGAGCGUUACAAGGUAAUCGAAGAGAAAGCAAAGGAAAACAAUACUCUUGUUAAGCAUUGGAAGAAGAACAAAAAUUACAUCUCACAUAAUACUGCCGUUUUUUGGACAAAACAAACAAAGGAAGAGAAAAAGAAAAUACAACACAUCCAAUCACUUUAACAAAGAAACACAUACACACACAUUGAGGUAGGUAAGAAAAAAAUGUGGAAAAAUAAAACAUAUUUGUUACAUUAUUCCGCUAUGUGUCAUAUUAUCUCCAAGCAUAAGUUUUACUCGGUGACUCAAGAAAACGAAAAAAAAAACAAAAAACAAACACAAAAAUACGAUUACUAAGAGAUGUGUAAAGCAAAACACGUAAAAGUAGAAAAGAGAGAAGCAAAAAAAACAUAGAUCACAGAAAUAUAGAAACACCUAAAGAACGGGAACAGCGGCAAAGGUUAAACUGCCGAUAUUCGGAAGGGCUAAACAAAUCUCCGGCAAAUGUGAAGGGAUUUACAAGGCGAGGGCCUCAAUAACUUCCUUAAGUAGCAGUGGUAACAUUUACAAUUAGCAGCAACUCACACACAUACACCCACACACACCCAGAAUACACUCAUACAAACACAAAAACAUGACGCGUUUCCGAGGAUCGCAUGGAGUAGUGGAAGGCAAUUGAAAAAAAAAAUGGCAUGAAAGAAAACCAGCCUAACGGCAAGAGAUACACUAUGUAUACAUUAUACACUUUUACACUGCAAACAACCACACAUUUACACAAAAUUCUACAUUAAGGAGACAGACAGAGUUUAACAAGAGAAAGCAACAAGCAAAAGAACAUGAAAGCAAAACAACUAGCAUUGGAAAGGGUUUUCGGAUCGUAGAAAGCUUGAUAAGAAUUCGAAUGUGGAGCGAAGAAAUAGUGGUACACACAGCAACAACAACAAAAUACACAUAUAGGACAAACAAAAAAACAUGCGAAAUGAGAUCGGCGAAUAGCUAAGGAGAUAGCAGGCGUGCGUUAGUGCAAUGUGUCGACAGGGACAAGAGGGACAAAGUGAACUUUGUGUUAAUUUUUAUAAUUGAAAAAUAAAAUUACAGUUAUUGAAGAAAAAUUGUAACAAAA
Anopheles gambiae (African malaria mosquito) is the source of this 13948-nucleotide messenger RNA. RefSeq lists its product as uncharacterized. Gene Ontology annotation, biological process: membrane protein ectodomain proteolysis. The transcript has 23 exons. Gene Ontology annotation, molecular function: metalloendopeptidase activity. The record is from RefSeq and is a predicted model, not a curated record. The coding region runs from base 2806 to 7191 and encodes 1461 amino acids. Lineage: Eukaryota; Metazoa; Arthropoda; Insecta; Diptera; Culicidae.